CCAUGCACCACCAACUUGCAAAUUGCCAUCUUCGCUUUCUCAGCUGGUACGAACCCAACAAUGGCGCCCUCCCCACGAGCCAUGCGUAGCCUGAGCCCCCUGUACUAUCUCCUCCUCCUUAUCGACGCAGCCAUGGCCGCGGCGGACCCCUGGUCCACCGACUGCCCGAGCGACGCAAACUACACCCGCGGCGGCGUCUUCCAGGCCAACCUCGACGCCCUCCUCUCCGUCCUCCCUGCCUCCGCGUCGGCCGCGUCCGGAUUCGCUAAAAAAGCCACCGGCGUAGCGCCCGACGAGGCGUACGGCCUCGCACAGUGCCGCGCCGACGUGAGCGCAUCCGACUGUCGCACGUGCCUUGACGCCUCGGUGCGGGACGUGGCCACCAAGUGCCCCGGCCAGAAAAGGUCCGUGCUCUUCUACGACGACUGCUUCCUGCGCUACUCGAACGUGAGCUUCUUCGGCGCCGCCGACACGUCGUGGCAGGCCCACUUAUGCAACCGAGACAACGCGACGCAGCCUGAGCUGUUCAAGACGCAGCUGGGCGCGCUGAUGAGCAACCUCAGCAGCAGGGCAGCAUCGUCCCUCCGAUUGUUCGCGGUCGGCACGGCCGACUUCACGCCCUUCGCGAGGAUCUACGGCAUGUCCCAGUGCACGGGCGACCUCGCCAGCGACGACUGCAACUUCUGCCUCACAUUAGCCGUAUCGUCCAUCCCGACCACCUGCGACGAGAAGCAGGGAGGACGGGUCGCCUACCAGAGCUGCUCCAUCCGGUACGAGCCGUACGCCUUCUACAGCGCACAGGGCAUCGAGGCGGCUAUGUCCCCGCCAGCGUCACCGCCGCCGCCGGCACUAAACGGCAGCGAUCACUCCGGCCCUGCAGGACGCGCCGGAAACGACGACGCCAACGACGCCACAGCCAAGAUAGCUCUGUUCGUCUCCAUUCCUGUUGCUGUGGUGCUGUUGGUGCUGUUGACGGUUGCUUUGUAUCUCUGCAAGAGGAAGAACAAGAAACCACACGAACAUGUGCGGAUAUCCAACUCCGACAGUGAGGAUGGAACAGACAUGAAAAGCUCAGAGUCUCUCCUGUACGAUCUGAGCACUCUAAGAGCUGCCACUGACAACUUCUCUGAAGAAAAUAAGCUCGGGGAAGGCGGGUUUGGGCCGGUCUACAAAGGCACUCUCCAGGAUGGACAGGAUAUCGCGGUGAAGAGGCUGUCACAAACCUCCCAGCAAGGGCAAGUGGAGCUCAAGAACGAGGUUGUGCUGGUGGCCAAGCUUCAGCACAAGAAUCUGGUGCGCUUGCUCGGCUGCUGCAUCCAAGAGGAGGAGAAGCUCCUCGUCUACGAGUACCUCUGCAACAAAAGCCUCGACAAGAUUCUAUUCGAUCCUGCGAGGCGGCAGGAGCUUACGUGGGGGCAGAGGUACAGGAUCAUCCAGGGGAUCGGACGAGGCCUUCUUUACCUCCAUGAAGACUCGAGGCUGACCAUCAUCCACCGGGACCUUAAGGCGAGCAACAUCCUGCUAGACCCCGACAUGAACCCCAAGAUCUCCGACUUCGGCCUCGCCAAGCUGUUCAGCGUGGACGCCAGCGCCGGGAACACCAGCCAUAUCGCUGGAACCUAUGGGUACAUGGCGCCGGAGUACGCCCUGCACGGCAUCUUCUCCGCCAAAUCGGACGUGUACAGCUUCGGCGUCCUUGUACUGGAGAUCGUCGCGGGUCGCCGCAACAAUUUCGGCCAAUAUCCGGGCACAGACGGCGAAGAUCUUCUGACCACGGUCUGGAGGCACUGGAGCCGUGGGAGCGUGUCGGGGUUGCUCGACGGCUGCUCGGCCGACGGACUCCAGCCGACGGAGAUGCUGCGGUGCAUCCACGUGGGGCUGCUCUGCGUCCAGGAGGACGCGCACCUCAGGCCAGGCAUGGCGGCGGUCGUCGUCAUGCUCAACAGCCGCUCGAUUACGCUCCCUGUGCCGACGCCGCCGGCCUACGUCGUUUCGGGCCGCGCGGGUGCGAGGAGCAUGACGCGCGAGGCACAGGCUCCGGCGGGAGCUGUUCGUGGGCCGUAUGUCAACGACGCCUCCGCUUCUGACGUGGAGCCCCGGUGAACGGGCGGCCUGCAAAAUAGGGUGUUCUGGGCAUCCGUCCAAACUCCGUAUAUAGGCGAUUGUGUUAAGUCGUUUAUUUUAUUUUUUUAUUUAAAAAAGUCGUUUAAUUUUUCAACAGAAAUGCUAUUUUUUAGUCUACCGAAAACAACUCGUCUUAAGUUGUUGUAAUCAUUGAUAUAGUCACUCAUUCUUUUUCCU
Aegilops tauschii subsp. strangulata is the source of this 2301-nucleotide messenger RNA. RefSeq names its product cysteine-rich receptor-like protein kinase 15. The record is from RefSeq and is a predicted model, not a curated record. Lineage: Eukaryota; Viridiplantae; Streptophyta; Magnoliopsida; Poales; Poaceae. Gene Ontology annotation, cellular component: plasma membrane. Gene Ontology annotation, biological process: protein phosphorylation. Gene Ontology annotation, molecular function: ATP binding; protein serine/threonine kinase activity.